GGCCUUCAUCCAAUAAUGCAGAGGUGUGAGAGCCACGAAUCUGAGGUCCAGCGGAGCCCCUCAUUGGACAGCGCAGAGUCAGAAUUCACCCGGGCGGCCCAUCGGGGUCACCGCCUGGCUGUGGGGGCCUUCUACGGCUCCCGGGGGUCAAAUGUCAAAGAUCAAACGGCACAGAGUGACGGUGUCGUGGUCGCUGUCCCACCUGUAGGGAAGCCUCAGGAUAAGCGCGUGUCUACCGGUGGGAAGUACGUUGUGUUUUACCUGGACUUGUCGUUUGUGUUGCUCCUAGAGUUCGAGAAGCUGAAGAUGGCUCGUGGAUGCCUGUGCUGUGUCAAAUACAUGAUGUUCCUCUUUAACCUGCUGUUCUGGUUGUCGGGCUGCGGGUUGUUAGGUGUGGGCAUAUGGCUGUCUGUUUCUCAGGGCAGUUUUGCCACCUUCUCCCCCUCCUUCCCCUCCCUAUCAGCCGCCAAUCUGGUCAUUACCUUGGGCUCUGUCAUCAUGGUCACGGGCUUUCUUGGUUGCCUCGGUGCCAUCAAGGAGAACAAGUGCCUGUUGCUGAGUUUCUUCAUUGUUUUGUUGAUCAUUCUGCUGGCAGAGCUUAUUAUGCUCAUCCUUUUCUUCGUGUACACGGACAAGGUGAGCGAGAACGCUAAGCAGGAUCUGAAAGACGGCCUGAGGCUCUACAACACGGACAAUAACAUCGGCCUCCGCAACGCCUGGAACAUUAUCCAAGCUGAGUGGCAGUGUUGUGGUGUUACUGGGCACACAGACUGGCAUGAUGCCCUGCAGGAGAAAACAGUUCCAGACAGAUGCUGCCAGGAACACUACAAAGAGUGCGGUCGCAACGCCACUAACGUCUUCUGGUCACAGGGUUGCUAUGAGAAGGUUGAGGAAUGGCUAAAUGACAACAAACAUUUGCUCGGAACCAUCGCGAUGUGUGUGCUGGUCUUACAGCUGCUCGGGAUGGCAUUCUCCAUGACUUUGUACCAGCAAAUCCACAGGGCGGGAAAGAAGUAUGAUGCCUAGAGGAAACCCAGUGUUACACGA
Carassius auratus (goldfish) is the source of this 1047-nucleotide messenger RNA. It is a transcript of the gene tspan9b, whose product is annotated as tetraspanin 9b. Gene Ontology annotation, cellular component: plasma membrane. The coding region runs from base 16 to 1026 and encodes 336 amino acids. The record is from RefSeq and is a predicted model, not a curated record. The transcript has 7 exons. NCBI's taxonomy places the organism in Eukaryota, Metazoa, Chordata, Actinopteri, Cypriniformes, Cyprinidae.